GACCACACAGCACGCACACUCUCUCCCUCUCUUAAAGCAAAAGGUCACUCUUCACCCUCCACACUCUCUCACAUCCAUAAAUUUGUUGUCUACCGAACAAGAAAAAAAGUAAUUCUGUUAAGAAUUUAUGCUUUUCUUUUAUAAUGAAUCGGCUCUCUUCGAGAUCUCACUUUCGCCAUUAAUAAAAUUAAAUAUAAUAUAUAGCUCACUCUUCUCUCUCUAGGCGCUGCUUCCUUUUCAGUUCUGGUAACAGGUCUGCUUGAACGUUGUGAAUGUAAAAUUUGAAUGCCCAAGGCUCAGUAAAACUUGGUUAUCACAAAUUUGAAAUAAACUGGUAACAUGGACGGAGUAAUAGAUAUCAGUGUGCCACUUGACCACAUUGAGUUCUACAUCUUUCCCGGCCAGAAUAGGUACGAGGCAUGUGUAUGCUAUGACAACAAGAUAGAAAAAGUAUCAUCUGGACUUCUGGAGCAUCUGUUACAGCAUUCAGCUGAAGUGAAAAAUUUGCAGUCGAGAGGAUCCACUGCCAAUUUUAAACUUCAACCGCCUGAAAAUAUUUCUGAUGCCAAAUGGUUUACAAAAUCAACAUUGUUAAGAUUUCUGCAUAUCAUUGGUUUAUCAAACAUACUCAAUAUUACCAAUACUGUGAAGAAUGAAAUUUCUCAGCUGGAAGAAGUUCGCAAAUUUCAGCUUUCUUUAUAUGAAAAGGGUACUCCAGAACUGCAAAAGAAUGGUGAAUCAGACAACAGCUACUCUACUGGCACGGCAUCCACCCCAAAAAUUGAAGGCAAUGCUGAGCCAUCAGAUGCUUCCAAGGAUGAAUUGCUGCAAGCAAUGGAAUUGAGAAUAGCUGCAUUGAGAGGAGAACUGGCUGCUGCUUUCGACCAAGCUGCUGGUUUUAGAUAUUCUGUUGAGGAGAUCACUGAUAUAGAGAAGUUUUCUAAUCAUUUUGGAUCAGUAGACUUGAGGGAUUCCUUGCACAAGUAUGUUGAACUGAGACAAGGAAACCGGGCAGUUGAUACCUAUUCUGAUAAACAGAACAAUGGGAAUGAUGAAGUCAAUGGAAAAGAAGGGAAAAAUCAUAUCAAAUCAUCGUUUUCAGAUACACCAGUGAAGUAUGGUGUUUCUCCUGCAAAAGUUGCACUGAUUGAGAGGAAAAGUUCAACAGAAAGUGAGGAUUCUUCUUUCUCUAGUGAGGAAGACCAACCAUUUGUGGAAAGAAGUCGGACUCUUAUAAGAUCUGCUUCACCUAGGAGGGCAGCAUCUCCAAUGCGGAGGGUCCAAAUCGGACGAUCUGGAUCCCGGAGGUCUACUGCAUUAACUAUUAAGUCUCUGAAUUAUUUUCCAGCUAGAGAAAGGUCAGUUUUGCCUAAAGAUCCAGAUGCAGAUAAUAGUGAUGAAGAAGCAAAUGAGGAAGCUCCUAAAAAAUCUGAGACUAAUGUACGGAGAAUGAGUGUGCAAGAUGCAAUCAAUCUUUUUGAAAGCAAACAGAUAGAUCAAACAACGGAUAUUCAGAAGGCAAGGGCUUUAUUAAGUGCUUCUGUUUGUGCAAAUAAAUCUGUACUGAGAAGAUGGAGUAGUGCAGUGGGUGAAAGUUCUAGGUGUUCCCCAGAUAUGGAUUCUGAAGAUGCAGUUCACAGUAAUUUGGAAAACGGGGAAAUAAGUCAUAGUUCACCAAAAGCCAAAACCAUGCCUGGUGAGCCUCGUGGGGUAGAUUUCGCAAUGAAGUCACCUGAAAAAGGGGCAUGUACUGCGCCUGAUGUGCAAGAAGAGUCUCUUCCCUCACAAUUGACACAGGUUAGUGAAAAAUUAACUGCCUCAGCUGAAUGGAGUCGUCAAAAGGAAGCAGAACUGAAUCAGUUGCUGAUGAAGAUGGUGGAAACUAAGCCUGUAAAAUAUCGGAAUGUGGCACCUGACAACAGUAUAUCUGAAAGGUUGCCCAAUAAGCAGAGAGGUGGUCAGUACAAUCAUUACAAGGAGAAGAGAGAUGAAAAACUUCGAGGAGAAACUAAUAGAAAGCGAGUUGAGAAAGAAAAACAAUUUUGUGCAAUGAAAAAUAUUCUUGAUUCAAGAAAGGCUAAAAUGACCUCUCCUGUGGUGAGUCAGGCUAUUAAACGAAAUAAUGUAAAGAAAGUCCAAGAAUCAAAAAAAAAUCUGUCUCAAUCUGCAUAUCGUAAUGCAGAAAGCACAAAUUCUAAUCUCGUGAUGAAAGCUGUCUCAAAAUCGUCAUCUUUGCCUGCCACACGUAAGUCAUGGCCAUCAGCACCUUCCCCAAGAGCUCCUGGUACAUUGCCUGCUAAAAUCCCUGCAGGAGCAACUUCCACUGCUACCACACCAACACGUAGAAGAUCACAGCCAGCAUCACCAGUUUUGCGAUCUACUCUUAAAGUGGAAGCAUCACAACCAAAAUCUAAGCCUGUAAAACCAAAUCAGAAUGACACUAAGAAGAGCGGUAGAAGUGUGCCUGAGAAGAAUCAGCAGACGUUAACAAAAAUGAGCCGAAAACCAAAAAGCAAAGUUCAGUAUGCCAUUGAAGAUCCUAUUUCCUCCGCAAAACCUAGUUCAUACAGCAAAGUAGCCAAGAAGAGCAGUGUGGAUCCACUGGAAUCAAAGCCUUUUCUUCGCAAAGGCUCUAGGACUAUAUCCAGUUCUAAUCCAGCAGGGAAGACGAAAACAUCUACUCAGUCGAAGGAAACAUCGUGGAACUCUGCAGAUCUAAUUGCAGAUGGGGAAAAGGAAGUGGGUUCUAACUCUUCUGAUGCAGUCGUUCAGCAGCAAGAGAUGGAAAGUGAACAGUUGAGAGUUCCUGCAGAUAUGGAUUCUGAAACCCCGGCAAGCCUACUUAAGUGUGAAGACACAGAGAGCUCCACUGAAGUUACACUUGCUAAUUACAAUAAUAGCUUUGACAGGAUGGUAGAGCCUGAAACAAAAGCUGAGGCUGAAGAAGAAUCAACGAUCUCCCCUACAGCUUCGGUGAAAAUGGAAGAGCUUGAUGAUAUACCCAUCACCUCUGGUGACGGUAUUUGUCAAAUUGAAUCCCCAGUCUAUUUAGAACCAAUUAGAGCAUCAAAUCCAUGUGUUCGUCAUUCUCUAUCACAAAUGCUGCUUGAGGAGAGCGGUGAACCUGAUAUCUCUGACUGGGGAAAUGCUGAAAACCCGCCAGCAAUGAUAUACCAUAAAGAUGUGCCCAAAGGAUUCAAGAGGCUCUUAAAGUUUGCUCGAAAGAGUAAAACUGAUGCAAAUUCAACUGGUUGGUCUAGUCCGUCUGUCUUUUCCGAAGGAGAGGAUGAGACAGAGUAUCCCAAAUUUGCCAGCAAGAGAAGUGCUGAAAAUCUCAUAAAGAAGGCAGCUCUUCACUCGAAGAACAAUGGGCAUCACGAAACCUAUGAGAAACAUUCAGCGGAUUAUGUACAUCUUGCUCAAUCAAAUGAAAGCAAAUACAGUGCUCCAAGCUUGACUCAACAGUUACAGGAAGGUCAUGUCUCAGCAUCUGUGACAACAACAAAAGCACAUCUAGCACUAGCCCUUGAAUACCAAAAACCACCCUCUCAUGUGGCGGAGGCACCAUCUUCAACUGGGUAUACUCUGCCUUCAGAGCCCUACACCGAUUUUGAUGCCUUUGUAGACACGUGUCUGAACAUGAUAUCGAUUGAGUGCGAAAGCGAAAUCAUCAACAGCAUCUUGAUUAAGUACAGUGUCACCGAUAAGUGCUGCCUUUGGUUGGUUGCUGCGGGGCCGCGCUGCAACGAAGCGAUCUCUGAAUUUAUUCUUGCAGCAAUACCGGAUUUAAAAGGAAGCGAUAUGACACAUUUUAUGAAUAGAAGUGUUGAAACAUGGGACCGAUGUGUUUCGAUCACAAAUAUUGAAGCCUCUUCUCCAUUGCCACCGAUUGAUUAUAACUAAUUUUUCUCUUCAUUUAUAGUGAACAAGAAUAAAAAAUACAAAGGGAUUCUAAAAUUUGAAGCACAGUUUAAAAUCGAAUGAAAACUUUUAAUCUUA
Messenger RNA from Olea europaea var. sylvestris, 3999 nucleotides. Its product is annotated as serine/arginine repetitive matrix protein 1-like. The record is from RefSeq and is a predicted model, not a curated record. The transcript has 12 exons. NCBI's taxonomy places the organism in Eukaryota, Viridiplantae, Streptophyta, Magnoliopsida, Lamiales, Oleaceae. The coding region runs from base 340 to 3903 and encodes 1187 amino acids.